Mytilus trossulus (common blue mussel) is the source of this 469-nucleotide messenger RNA. RefSeq lists its product as uncharacterized. The transcript is spliced from 4 exons. NCBI's taxonomy places the organism in Eukaryota, Metazoa, Mollusca, Bivalvia, Mytilida, Mytilidae. The record is from RefSeq and is a predicted model, not a curated record. Bases 104 to 469 code for a protein of 121 amino acids.
GCCAAUCUUAUAGGAGCUUGCAUCAGCGGGUCAAUCAGGUCAACAUUUCACAAUAUAUUAGCGUGAAAAUUUUAUAGUCAACUUAUAGUUUAUAAACAAAUGAAUGAUGUCUGUUGUUAGAAGCUUAUGUCGGUGUGGUUCUCAAAGUCUCAGUCAAAGUUUAAUAAAACAGAUUGGAUUGGUAAAACCUUUGAUCAGAAAUGUUGACAAUGUUUCUCUAAUACAAGGACUCAGUGUUCGGAAGUUAGCAACUCAAAGGGAAGUAGACGAUAAUGUACAAAAAUUCAAAGCAGGAAAUUAUGAAACCAUUCCAGACCCCAAAAGUUUGCAGCACUUCAAGAAGAGCGAAGAUAAGAUGUCAACAGUUACCAUGGGAGACCCUCCUCCAAUCGGAACACACGCAUUACCUCAUCCAAUAUGUGGCACUCCAAAUUUCCCAGACCAUCAUCCCGGAUGGCCUCUGUUAUGA